Messenger RNA from Xenopus tropicalis (tropical clawed frog), 1281 nucleotides. RefSeq lists its product as uncharacterized. Lineage: Eukaryota; Metazoa; Chordata; Amphibia; Anura; Pipidae. Bases 518 to 1153 code for a protein of 211 amino acids. The transcript has 5 exons. The record is from RefSeq and is a predicted model, not a curated record.
CUAAUCAUCUAUUUCCCCCAAUGCAGAGUCUUCCUUCCGAUUUGCCUUCCUCGCCCAAUGGGGGCGCCGUGUCCCCGACCCUCCAGCGCAGGCAGAGCCGCAGGGAGUUGUGGCAAGUUUGGAGGACGGAGGUGCAGGACCAGGUGCGGUCCCUCUGGCUCUACCUGCAGAUGAUGGAGGCCUCCUUCCCUGAGCUGGGUACCGCCCCCCUACAGCAGGGCUAGUGAAAGAGAUGGGAGAACAAUACGGAAUCCCGCCGGAUUCACACUCAGGGCAGCAGGGAACUUUGUCUGCGGAGUCAGAAGGAGCCUCGGGCUGAAGCCACGACACCCGGAUUCUGCGGCCCAGACCCCCCAACACCUUCCUGCUCCAUAUGGACUCACUGGGCAGCAGGGGGCACUAUGGCGCCCCAGAGAGGAUGCUGGGAGAAAGCUGGAUGUAGUGGAACAGGUGCACUGGGAAACUUGGAAGCAGCCGUGUAUGGCGAGGCCUGACCCCCAAGGCGGUUCCUUGCACUAUGGGCAAUUCCGUGAGCAGACCCAGCUGCCUGGGGGAGAAGAGUUGCAAGACUGAGCGUUUCCUGAAGGAAUGUUGUGUGAAGAAGGAAUCAUUGGGGGACACUGAGGGUCCCAGGAACAAUGCCGGGCCCAGCGCAGCGCCCCCCGAGAAGAAGCAAAAUGAACUGGUGAUUGAGAAAGAGUUGAACAUUAGUCCGGCCUCCUGCAAAGGCCCCGGGAACGAGCCCCUUCCCAAGCAGAACAACUCUGAGGCCAAUGUCCAAAACGGGUCCCUCAAAAGCGGGACCCCCAGAUCUACUCCGGAUCACAUGGUCUGGACUCCCCAAAGGGGAACCUUGCAGAGAUCCUCUGGGAGCAGCUGGUCCUGGAAGCCUCUUGCCUCCAGGGAGGUGACGGAGGUCACAGAAGUCACAGAGACAAUUGUCACAGAGAUUGUGGAGGUGACCCAGUACCCGUCAGGAGAGAAGGGUGGAGAACCCAUAAUCACCAGGACGGUGAAAGUGCUCAGUGGGUGUGCCGGAGAGCUGGCCGAGGUCCAAACGAGCCAGGAAGCACAGACAGACUCCCGGUACCAAAUGGGCCAAUGGGACGCCUUCAGCAGAUCCGUAUGUAUCCAAUCACCAUCACUGAAAUGAGAUGUUGGGCCCAUGGGUCAGUUCUGUGCAGGAUCAGUCCGAGAAUGGCCGCCUUUAGGGCUACAGAACCAGGAGCCCCAAAUCUCCCUCCAGCUGGUUCCACAGACUGGGCUCAAAAGUGGCAAUCC